AUGACUUUGUCCGUAACUGCCUCAAAGUGUCCCAUAGUGACCACUGUACUUUCGUUUCUGGCAGCAAUUAAAGCAGUAGCUUCACUGCAAACAUUCGCAAUGUCUCUCCAGCAAAUCCAGGAGUCAAAGCAGCAAGUCUCUGCGAAAAGUUUGGUGUUUGGGUUUGGGGUCGGGAUUCGGGUUUGGAUUUUGGAUUUCGGGUUUGUGGUUCGAGGUUCGGGCUUACGGUUAUGGGUUUCAGGUUUCGGGAUCGGGAUUCAGGGUUCGGGGUUCAGCGUUCGGGUUUUCGGGUUUCCUUGUUUUUGGGGUUCGGGUUCGGGAUUCGUGAAUCCGAUUUCGGGUUUUCGGGUUUCCUUGUUUUUGGGGUUCGGGUUGGGGGUUCGGCGUUGUGGGUUCGAGGUUGUGGGUUUGGGGUUUGGGGUUUGGGUUUCAGGGGUUUCGGGUUUGGGGUUUGGGUUUGUGGUUUGGGUUUCGGGUUUGGGGUUCAGGGGUUUCGGUUUUGGGGUUCAGGGGUUUGGGGUUCAGGGGUUUGGGGUUCAGGGGUUUGGGGUUAGGGGUUCGGGGUUCGGGGUUCGGGGUUCGGGGUUCGAGGUUCAGGGUUCGGGGUUCGGGGUUUACGGUUUAGGGUUUAAGGUUCGGGGUUAG
Molecule: messenger RNA, 645 nt
Organism: Cucumis melo (muskmelon)
Lineage: Eukaryota; Viridiplantae; Streptophyta; Magnoliopsida; Cucurbitales; Cucurbitaceae
Exons: 3
Coding region: 1-645 (214 amino acids)
Source: RefSeq, a predicted model, not a curated record